Messenger RNA from Suillus subaureus, 1148 nucleotides. RefSeq lists its product as uncharacterized. NCBI's taxonomy places the organism in Eukaryota, Fungi, Basidiomycota, Agaricomycetes, Boletales, Suillaceae. Bases 162 to 914 code for a protein of 250 amino acids. The record is from RefSeq and is a predicted model, not a curated record. The transcript is spliced from 6 exons. Gene Ontology annotation, molecular function: oxidoreductase activity.
AGGUGUUAUCGGACUACGCACGGGCCGCCUAAGCCUGGUUGUUCUCACUGACGGUCAUAUGCAUACAUUUGGGCUCCGGAUAUCAGCCAGGACGGAAAUCCGCACCCCGCUCAGUGUAGGUUACAAUCUGACUAGCCUAACUUCAUACACAAACCCUUCUAAUGGCAUCAUUAAAGGUUGCAGUGAUUACGGGGGCAUCCUCUGGUAUCGGGCGUCAUUCGGCUAUCAAGCUCUCCUCUGAGGGUUGGAGCUUGGCAUUGACUGCUCGAAGGCUGGCUCAACUCGAAGAGACAAGAUCCCUCUGUGCAAAUCCAGAUGCAUGUCUCCUCGUUGCUGGCGAAAUCACAGACGAAGCCUUUGUGAAAAGCUUGUUCGAGGAGACUGUGAAGAAAUUCGGUAGAUUAGACCUGUUGUUCAACAAUGCUGGUUUGUCUGACAAGGCAAGGCCCAUCGAGGAGAUGCCGCUUGAGAUGUUCACAUCGGUCGUUAAUGUCAACCUUAUUGGCUCGUUCCUUUGCACUCGCGAAGCUUUCAAGAUUUACAAGCAACAAGAACCCACUGGAGGAAGGAUCAUCAACAAUGGCUCAUUAGCUGCCCACGUGCCAAGGCCUCAUUCCGUUGCAUACGCGACCUCUAAACACGCAGUGCACGGUUUAACUAAGACCAUCGCUAUCGAGGGGCGAAAGCACAAUAUCUCUGUGACGCAGAUUGACAUUGGAAACGCGCACACGUCUAUGGCUGCAGGGCACACUUUAGGAGCGUUGCAACCCGAUGGUCGGAGAGUCGUUGAACCGACUUUUGAUCCGAUACAUGUUGCGGAUGCGGUUGCGCAUAUUGCGAGUCUCCCUACAUCCGUUACGGUACUGGAGAUGAAUAUUAUGGCGACUGGUGCUCCUUAUGUCGGAAGAGGAUGACCAUCGAUACUUACAAUUGUGGACGAAGACAACGGGAUGAUUCAGUAGAAUAGUUGUAUGAGCGUGGUGACAUCGUUGCUGAUUACAUGAGUACCACCUACGUCGUCUAGCAAUGCACUGAUACAUACAAAACAAUGCAUGUAACAUGGAUAUUAAGUUUAGACAGUGCGGUCUUCAACGUCUUGACUGUGAAGUCCCCACCAACUCUCUUGGACCGUCGAGUUAUUUAUACGC